This is a messenger RNA of Lolium perenne, 1660 nucleotides long. Its product is annotated as rhomboid-like protein 15. Gene Ontology annotation, cellular component: membrane. The record is from RefSeq and is a predicted model, not a curated record. Lineage: Eukaryota; Viridiplantae; Streptophyta; Magnoliopsida; Poales; Poaceae. Gene Ontology annotation, molecular function: serine-type endopeptidase activity; protein binding.
UUGCCGAGCCACGAGACGACCCGUUUCCUCCCGUAGCUGGGAAGCAACGGCUCAUUUCUUCCUCAGACGGCGCGGCGUCCCCAAAACCCUCGAGAUCUAGGCAGUUUCUAGCUGUCGAUCCCACCCCGGCGGAGCCUCCGGCACCGGAGGCGAGCCCGAGAUGCGCCCCAACAUCAUCACGGAGGCUGGGAUUUCAACUAGGCUGAACCAGUGGUGGAGCAGCACCCCGUUCAUCACCUCUGGUGUUACCUUAAUAUGCGCGGCGAUAUAUCUUGUGUGCUUGUUAAUUGGAUAUGACUCUUACAGCGAGAUAUGCUUCUUGCCCUCUGCGGUGGCCUCACAUUUUCAAGUGUACAGGGUCUACACAUCUGUUCUGUUUCAUGGUUCUUUGCUUCAUGUGCUUUUCAACAUGCUGACCUUUGUACCCCUGGGCACCGAGCUGGAGAGAAUUAUGGGAUCAGUCCGCCUCUUAUUCCUGAUGUUCCUUCUUGCAACAACCAAUGCGAUUUUCCAUCUCAUCGUUGCCUUCUUGGUGGCUUAUAAUCCUAUAUCUCCUGUUUCAUACCUCGUCGAUGAAUGUUCCAUUGGCUUUUCUGGAGUUAUAUUCUCAAUGAUUGUCAUUGAGACAAGUCUGAGUGGAGUGCAAUAUCGAAGCAUCUUUGGUCUCUUCAAUGUCCCUGCAAAAUGGUAUGCAUGGAUUUUGCUUGUACUGUUUCAGUUUCUCGCGAGUAAUGUUUCAUUACUGGGGCACCUAUCUGGCAUCUUGUCUGGGUUCGCAUACACUUAUGGGCUAUUCAACUACUUGCUGCCUGGACCAUCAUUUUAUUCUUCUAUUGAAGGCUUGUCCAUGCUAUCUGCUUGUGUUAGGCGUCCUGGCUUUAUUCUCUGCACUGGAGGGACUACCUAUGGCCAGCUUCCUACAUAUUCUAACACGUCCACUGCACCAAGCUCUCUGAUAAAUCGAAAUUUCUGGAGAAAUAUUUCUUCAUGGAUGCCAAGUAGGCAGACAUCCACUAUUCAGACAUCUAGUACUCAGGAACAAGAAGAUCCCAGAUUUCCAGGGAGAGGACGAACACUUGCUUCUACAGGAACUGAACCAACUGCAAGGGAGGCAAGCGCGAAUUUGCAUGCUAGGUUGUUGGAUAACACAACCCCAAGUGACCCUCUAACGAAUUCACAACAUACAGCAUUAAACACAGUCAGAGCUGAUGCAACAGUAACAGCUGACCAGACUGAUACAUUUGAUGAAGAGCUUAAGAAGCUGGUUGGUAUGGGUUUCGAAAAGACUCAGGCCGAAGUUGCUCUUGCCGCUGCAGACGGAGAUCCAAAUGUUGCUAUUGAGAUUCUCAUGAGUCAGCAGGAUUAGAGAUUGGCCAUGCAAUAUAUUCAAAUGAAGCGCCGUUAUCGGGCCACACAUCUAUUAUGAAGGUUAGGCUCAGAGCAGAUAGUGGGAUUGGAGAACAGAGCAUAGAGGAAAUCUUUGUGGGAGAAUGUUUGUCGAAGAAGAUGCCGUUGACCAUGCUUUUUUGUAAAGGCGCAGAAGCUGCUGCCUGGUUCCUUGUGUUUCUCAAAUCUUGUAUGUACUGAACAUGGAAAUGUCGAGGGCUCCAGGCAUCGGCUGACUGAUUAUAUCAUCGCUUAUAAACAUUCUCUACAACCA